GUGAUAAAAAUUUCAAGGAAAAAACACACACAACCUCCUUCCUCCCUUCCUUCAGGGAGGGUAGAGAGUUUGAGCGGAGAGAAAAAUCUAUCCGAGACAGAACAGGGACAGUGAGAAAAAUAUAUGAGUGGGAGAGGGAGAAGGAGGAGGAGGAGAAGGAGGGGGAGCAAAUUAAAAGUUGCCAAAUGGAGAUAUUGGGUUUCAAGCUGAGUGAGACAGGAGUAAAGGGUUUGCCUGUUUAGAGUCGUCUUUAUGUUAUGCUAAUCGCGAUAAUUUCGACGCUGCGUAGUCAUGUGUCAUUUUCGACGGAUUGUAGCCGACGUUUUCCAAAAUAGGUUUCGCCGACAUCGCGGCUAGCUAACAAGAACAGGCCGUUGUUGAGCGUUAAAAUGUCGCAGCAUGGAGAGCUGCCCGUCCAGAACACGGUCUGGUCCAAAAUAGCAGCCCGAUGGAAACGCAUCGGUUCGGCAUAUCGAGACAAAUGUGACGCUUUUUGUGCUGGCAGCGGAACCACAUAGCGGACAAGUGAAUUCCUCCCCGACAGAGAGAGAAAGAAGGAAAGAAAGAAAGAGAGUACGUCAGCGACCAGCAGCCACACAGGCUGGACGAAGGGCGUUGUGUGCUGCUUGAAUGCGAUUAUCAUUCUGUCGAUUCAGUCUAUUUUUGGAAAUAAAACUUGCAAGCUGAACAUUAGCUGGCUCCCUAACCCAGCGGCGGUAGCUCACAGCCCCAGAGACCGGAUUGCAGCAGGGACUAGCAUGGGUUCCGUCGAAGCAUUCAUGCUAAGGCGGAUUUCAGAAAAAAUUAACAAAUUCGACCUCUAAAUUGUGCACGGUGUUCAAGCGCUUCGUGAAAAUGUUUUUAUUUUCACAAUCUUGACGAGGAGAGGAGAUGACACAUUUAAACACAGCUUCAGGGUAGUUUUUAAAAGCUCGUUUUAUGCCAACAAUGUUGCUCUAGCUCAUCGUUUUCUUGAGCGCUGUUAGAGUGAAAUUUUCAAACGCUUACAUUUAAUGUUAGCCUUUACAGUGGGUUUACGACGACAUCUGGCUACAAAGCAAAACCAGUAGAUUCUGUCUUUAUCUUGAUUUAAAUUAAACGUUGCUGUUGUGUGGUUUUCCUCAUAUAGUUAAAGGCAUUUGAAAUCACACUGUCGUUUGAAGGACAAAUCAGCCUGUCCAUCAAGACAAAUAUGCUUCUGAAGACAACCUUUUUCUGUGUAUAAUAAUAUAAAUUGAUUUAUUUGUCAGUAUAAGUAAGGGCAGUCAAUGUAAACUGCGUAUUUUCACUGUAUCCCUGUCGUUCUUUGUUGUCCUGAAAUCAAAGAUGGUGGCUGAGCGUGUCUGAGCUAGAAAGACAGCCUAUGCCAUGGUAACAGCCAUUUUGUAGCAUUGCAGCAACAUUUUGCACAGACUCUCUAACACGUUUCCCCUGACUGACAAAGUACAAACACAGCCCUGCCUAUCAAAUACCAUUUAGUUUUAAUACUGAGAUAUUCAAAGAAAGUUAAGGGGUUUUGUGUUUAAAUAUUACCUCACACAUUACAGUCCCUCACUCUACUGGUUCACAAUAGUGUUCAUUGUCUCUAGGUUGUUUCCAUUUUAUCAAUAGCACUAAGAUGGCUGCACAUAUGCUGGCUGACAACAUAAAGCCACCUCUUAAAUGUACAACCUCAUAACAACUGCUCAUGGUAUAAAUGGAGAAGGGUGGAGUUUUACACUCAGUUGGCCAUUUUCACUGUGUGCAGACACUAAAGACAACCAAUGUGGGACAGCAGAGGAGGAUACUGGGUGGGAGUUCUGUAGAAGGGGAUCAAGGCCAUUCUACUCGUAUACAUUCUUCCCAUAACACUGAAUACAAUAUCUGCACCCCAUUGUUUCACACAACCUCUCCCCCUCUUUCUCUACCACACUGUAUCUCACACAUGUCAUUUUGUAAUCUUACUAAAUUCAGUUUCUCACCCUGCAGCCGAGCCUACUUCAGGAAAUAAGAUUAGAAGAUUAGAUGACUGAACCCAUGCUUCCUGCUGUUAAUCUGUGCCAUGGACGAUGAGGACGAUCGCCAUCUUCUGGAUAUUUUAGGGGAUGUAGAUGCAUUGAAUGACUAUCUCCAUGGCAACAACAGCAAGUCCAUUGAGGAGGAUGAUGUAACAAAUGCAGCAUAUGGAUCAGAUGGAUCUUUCUUUGCUAGUGAUGCAGCUGGCUCCAACACUGGACUCAAGGAUGGCUCUUCAUCAAUGGGUGAAUUCGGUGACGAUUCAGCUGGGGCAGGCCUCCAGCUCUCCAGCAGCCUGUCAUUUAUCGAGGAUGAAUUGGUGUCUGGAAACUCCCCCGGUGGUGGGGACCUUGGAGGGGAGGACCAGCCCUUUGACAUCCUACAGAAGUCUCUUCUGGAGGCUGACAUCACAGAGCAGACACUGGCUCAGGAGGCCUUACUGGAUGCCCAGCCUGCUCCCACUUUAGUGCAGGCUCCGGUUCCUUUCCCUUCGCAGCUUGUCUCUGGGGCUUAUGGAGGGGGAGUGGGUGUGGUUACUACGGCGGCAGCUGCGUUCCCCACCGGCCAGUUUCAGCUGCCCAAUGGCUCAGCCCAGCACAUCCAGUUGUUGGGCUCGUUUGGGGCCAGUGGGGGGGUGAUGACUCUGAGCAGCUUGGAGAGAACUCCUCAGAUUGUUUUAAGGCCAGGGGCGCCUGUAGGUGCUGCAGGGACCACAACAGGGGGGCAGGUGUUUGCUCCUACUCAAGGGCAAGUAGGCCAAGUUGGCUUACCUUUUAAAAACAUCCCCCUUCAAAACAUCAUCAUCCAGAGAGGCCCGGGAGGGACGCAAACUCUUGUCAGACCUAUCCAACCUAAACCUCUUCAAGCUGGGGCUCAGACUGUCUAUAGCCUUGGUCUUCAGCCCACUUCCAAUACAAUGGCAAAUGUAGUUAAUGCUAACACCCCUGGUGGGCAAUAUACGGCCAAUGGCUCCAUUGUAGUCCAGUCACCCAUGGAGCACCAACAAGUGCAGGCACCGACAAACGUACCACCUGGACAGUUCUUACUUCCCAGCUCUAUGGCAGUAACCCCAGGCAAUACCAUCCACAGUGGCCUCACAGACUCUAACUCAAAUACCCUAAUUACUAGUCAGAAUGCAGUGCAGAUUGUUGCAGGGCAGAACUUCACUGCACCACAAAGGGGUCAACUUAUUUUGAAUCAGGGAGUAGUCACUGGAUGUCAGGUCGGGGCAGGUGUGACCCAAACAUGGACAGGAGUGUCUUGUUCAAGCUCUGCUCCAGUGCAGACUUCAUGCGCCCCUGGGCGGCUAACUCUGGUUGGCCCAGCAACAGCAUCAGUUGUUGGUCAAGGCCAAGUGUCGGCAAGUCCUGUGCAGCGCCUUCUAGUCACUCAGACUCAGAACUGCACUGCUCUGUCCCCUUUACCUGGAACUGUGACACAUGAGCAAAACUACAGACAGAAUUCUAUAUCACCUACACUCAAACAGACACAACUCAGCAACAUUCAUGCUAUGAACACCAUGAUACAAGAUUCAACGCUAAACUCUCAGGUCAGUACGCUGAAGCGGCCUGCCCUUCAACCACUUACAAGAGAUGGAAUGAUUUUACAACAGCUGGUGAAGGAUCAUGCUGGAGUUCAUACUCCAGACAGACGCCAAUUCACCUCGGUCAGUGAUGCACUGCAAAGACUUCUCCCGUACCAUGUGUUCCAGGGGGCUCCACCUGGCCAGGACGAGUUCUCACAGGUAGACGAUGAAUUUGAGGUAGUUGCGACUCAAGUGCUGAAGAGGACCCAGGCCAUGGUGAACAAAUACAGACGACUGCUGCUGGUAGAAGCUGAGCGCUCAAGUCCAUCAUCAGAAAUGGUGAUGAUUGACAGGACCUUUAACCAGGAGGAACGAAGCAACCUGACGCAAGACAAACGCAUGGUACUAGUGGAUCCAGACAGCUUCUUGGAAGAUUUCUGUUGUGGGAUGAAAUCCAAACUUUUCCAAGACCCAGCCCCACCUCAGUCCAGCUGUAGUUGGAAUCAGGCAGACAGAAACGCCACAGAGCCUCCGCACAGGACAGACUCCCAGCCCGGGUAUGAAGAUCCGGGAGGGGGUGGGGAUGUAGGAUCAGGUGCAGCGGAUAGACUCCACCCUCAGCACUUAGAGAACAAGAGCGUCCUUGAACUAAAGAGAUCCCAGCAGCGCUGUGGGCCCAGCACCACGAGCAGCAACAGCAUAACUGCUGCUGACAGCUAUCACCAAGGUAACCCCUCACCUUUCGCAGCAACACCACAAGGACAGACACACUACCAAGAUUCCCCCCACUUGUCCUCCCAUCGGAUCCAGCCCCAGUACCCACCUCAGCUCACUUCACCCCCCCACCCUGACACAGACUCUGCUCUAGAGGCGGCAGUCAACAGUAUCCUGGAAUGUUAACACUGAGGCUUUUCAUAUCAUCCUCCAGUGUAUUGUUUUUUUAUGUGUGUAUGUUGUUCUGUUUUUUUUGACAAACUCUCCUGUUGUACUGUUUGUUAUACCACCACAAAAUGAUCCCUGUGUGAAGAGAGGUGAACUCUUCCGUCAGUUCCCUGGUCUUUGUGAGAUGAUCUCUGGCCAUGUAGCAUGUAUUUGCUUUUGUAUUUCUUUUUCUUUCAUUUUAAAGUAUAAUGUAGGAGUCAAGGUAAACAUAGGCACUGAAAAUGACCUAUAAUGAUCCGGGAAUUUGUGCAAUGCAAUGGACUGACAGAUGGAAAAAUUAUCUUCUUGUUUUUGUGAGCAUUAUUUUACAGGCACAGGGAUGUCAGUAGCUUGGAUGUAGGUUUUCCUCUCUUCACACACGCACACAUACGUACACGCGCCAUUAAUAUUUCGUGCCAGCUGAUUACCCCCCCUUACGUUUGCUGAAUGACCAGGAUGUGAAUGGGGGAUAAAAAUGACGACAGUGCCUAAUUGUAGGUUUUUCUUUUUGAAGUGUUUACAUGAAGAAGCUGUAUUCAAAAUGUUUCCUUUUGACUAUUUUCUUUCCUGUAUCACAGAAAACACAGCAAACACAUGCACAUAUGCUUUAGUACACUGUGUUCAGUAGAUUCACGGUUCCGAGGUGAGGGUUUCCUUUAGGGUUAGACAUUAGACUCAUUCACAUAGACAAAUUGCACUAAACAGACUGUUGCUUUUUUCAGGAACUGUAGGAUUGCAGCUGUCGUAGAUCUGCGGUGUGUGUGCUAGGCUGAACAGAAUGUGAACAUUUGUAACCAAACCAAGAUUUGCCUGCUUUCAGCUGCCUGCAACAAGGAUAACCUCUUAUACUAGAAACCAGUCAGACUAGUCACAAUGAUAAAUAUAGAAGUGUUACUGUACUCAGUC
This is a messenger RNA of Solea senegalensis (Senegalese sole), 5347 nucleotides long. It is a transcript of the gene bicral, whose product is annotated as BICRA like chromatin remodeling complex associated protein. The transcript has 12 exons. Gene Ontology annotation, cellular component: SWI/SNF complex. NCBI's taxonomy places the organism in Eukaryota, Metazoa, Chordata, Actinopteri, Pleuronectiformes, Soleidae. The coding region runs from base 2042 to 4420 and encodes 792 amino acids. The record is from RefSeq and is a predicted model, not a curated record. Gene Ontology annotation, biological process: positive regulation of DNA-templated transcription.